AUGAAGCCCAGAGUGAACCAUUCUACGGCUACUAUGCCGAAGGCAGCUCCUAAGCGGGUAUACAAAAUCGCUAAGGCAAUAAAAGAGGGAUUCGAAAUUUCAGAUCCGCAUUCAAAUACAUGGAUUGUCGGUGAGGCAAUCGCACAAGGUGGCUUCGGAUCCCUUUAUGUUGCCUCUUCCAAAAAGAACCCCAGAGCAAAGAGCUAUGUUCUCAAAAUUGUGAGUCCGUUUUCUUGUCUCACCCUUUGUUCGUCCCAGGAACCGCAGGAAAAUGGACCACUAUUUACUGAGACCCACUUCUACACCCGUGUAUGCAAGCAGGAGCUGCUGGACGAAUGGAAAGCAGAGCAUGGCCUCACUUUCCUGGGUAUUCCGCGUUUCAUUUCCAAGGGCCUAUUCGUGUCACCAAAUCAUCAGACUUGUCGCUUCCUCGUCAUGGAUCGUUUUCAUGACUCUCUUGAAGACUGCCUCACACGACACGAGUUCACUCCGCCUGGCAUUCCCCCUAUCGCCAUUCAGACGCUUGAUGCCCUGGAGUACAUUCACUCAAAAGACUACGUUCAUGCUGACAUAAAGGCCUCCAAUCUCCUUCGCGGUGAUGCAGGCAUGUUCUACUUAGCCGACUUUGGUCUGGUGUCGCAGUACCGUGUCAAUGGUGGUGGUCACAGAGCAGAGAAGGCCUCGCUUAAGCUACGCGACAACGGCACCCUCGAAUUUUGCUCGCGAGAUGCUCAUGCCGGCUUGCCACCUUCGCGACGAAGUGAUCUAGAAAUCCUCCUUUUCAAUCUCUUCCACUGGUUGUAUCGCGCCCGUCCCAACGCGUCACAGAGUUCUUGUGCUGGCCUGCCCUGGGAAGCUUUCAUUGGCGGUGUCGCAAUGCGCACCAGUGUGCCGACAGCGGUGCGGGAGCGGGUGGUGCAAUCGAAGAUGGAGGCCAUGGACCCCGCGCACACCUCCGUUCUCCUCGAUGCCACCGGUCUCGGCUACCAACCCGCUCUUGAGGCCCUGAUCCAUACAGUGGGCGAACUGGGCUACGCGGAGACGCCGAACUACGAGCGUUGCAGGGAUCUGCUGAAAGCGUUAACAAAGAGUCUCACUGCUGACGCCACUACCGCCGAUUCUGGAACCCUGAACAGGCGCAAACACGUCCUUGCCGAGGUGAACAGUAGGGAGACGCACGAUACACAUUCCAGAAAGGCACCAGACAAGUCGGAGAGUGUAGUGGAAAAGCCAAGCCGAAGAAAGCCCACCGUCAAACAGCCUCAGGCACGGAAUACCGUGGAGGUAUGCGGCGUUUCACACUCAAAAGAUGACGAGGAAGAGGAUGAGGGGUUAAUAGUACCAUCCUCGAACACCACCCCCGCUAUUGGCGCUCGCGUCCGUCCGCCGGCACGGCGCAGUGCCCGUACGAGACGCGCGAUGAACAGUGUCUUUGAGCCCAGUGACGAAAGCGGCGACGACAAUGAUGACAAUGAGGAGGAUUUCAUUCCCACUCCCAAACGGGCCCAGCAUCAACAGAAGCAGCAGCGGACACGCAGCCGACUGGUGGCACCUGGAGUAGCGACGCAGACGUCGCCGCGACUGUUACGACAGCUGGAGCGUGAAGAGCGGAGACGAAACUUCUUUUGA
Molecule: messenger RNA, 1629 nt
Organism: Echinococcus granulosus
Lineage: Eukaryota; Metazoa; Platyhelminthes; Cestoda; Cyclophyllidea; Taeniidae
Product: Serine/threonine-protein kinase VRK1
Exons: 11
Coding region: 1-1629 (542 amino acids)
Biological process (GO): peptidyl-serine phosphorylation; signal transduction
Cellular component (GO): cytoplasm; nucleus
Molecular function (GO): ATP binding; protein serine/threonine kinase activity
Source: RefSeq, a predicted model, not a curated record